Molecule: messenger RNA, 2545 nt
Organism: Thrips palmi
Lineage: Eukaryota; Metazoa; Arthropoda; Insecta; Thysanoptera; Thripidae
Exons: 3
Coding region: 106-1317 (403 amino acids)
Source: RefSeq, a predicted model, not a curated record
GCCCGGUGGGGCUGGAGGGGCGACGCCGUUUGUCAUGUGGUAUAAAAGCGGCGGCCGGGGCUGCAGCCCUCACACUUGGCUUUCUUCCAUCGGGACGGCAACACCAUGAACUGCAAAGCGAUCCUCGCCGUGGCGCUCGUCGCCCUCGUGGCGAUCCAGGCUGGCGCCCACCCUCUGACCAAGCGCUCCUGCGCUUGCAACCUGAAGGGCAGCGAUGUCUGCGGCAGCCCCAGCUGCAUCCCCUCCAACGUGCCCCGCCCCGUCAGGCAGAGGACCCCCGUCGGCCUGCAGCGCGUCGUCUACCAGAAGUUCGCCCCCGUCGAGUUCAACCCCAGGAACGUGUGCACCUGCGAGGGUGGUCUGGUGACCGCCCCCGAGAUCCCCCGCGUGGCCUGCAAGGUCCACUCCGGCGGCAACGCCCGCCAGGCCCCCUCCUACCCCGUUGAGGGCAGCCUCGCCCAGACCCUGGGUCUCGGUGGUGACGACUGCGGCGACGCUCCCGUCAACCCCUGCGAGGAGAGCUACUCCGCCCCCGCCCCCGUCAGGACCUACGUCGUGCCCGCCGAGACUCUGCCCGCUGAGGAGCUGAUCGAGGAGGUGCCCACCCCCCAGGGCCCCGCCCCCGUCGCCGCCGACGCCGUGUCCCUGGCCCUCGCCUACGACCUGGCCACCCGCCAGCAAAAGAACAUCGCCGAGGAGAACCUCGCCUUCGGACACAUGCAGACCCCCAAGGACGGCCGCGUCGUCAUCAAGAAGAGGAUCGUCCCCGAGGGUGGCCUGUACGCCGUCCGCAACCAGAUCGUCGAGCUGAAGGCCCCCGGCGGCUUCGGCCGCUCUUGCGAGGACGAGGCUGAGGCCUCCCUCAUCGCCGCCCAGCAGGCGUCCUGCAACGACAACGAGGAGUCCUCCUACGGCGCCCCCCUGCCCUCUUACCGCGACCUCGGCUUCGCCCCCGUCAACGGUGACUGCAAGUUCGUCCCCGGCCAGUACCAGCCCAACCCCGCCGUGAUCCAGACCGUCGAGUACUCCGUGCCCGCCCCCCGCGCCAAGCCCGCCGGCCCCGUCUACACCCCCUGCGACGCUCUCGCCUCCGUUGAGCGCGGCCGCGGCAGCCAGGGCAUCGACUACUACGCCGCUGGCAACGCCGGCGCCAACGAGGAGAUCGUCGAGGCCGAGGCCCCCGCCUGCGCCGAGUCCGGCUCUUCCUACGGCUCCGAGGGCUCCUACUCCGCCGGCCUGACCUACGGCGCCGGCCCCGUCGAGGCCCCCGCCCGCCACACCGGCCGCCCCGGCUGCUCCUGCGGCUGCGGCUACUAAGCCAACCCCGUGUUGAAGGCUCCACCAGCCUGACUGACACACAGCACCGGCCUCAUGAAAGCUCUACAUGAUCCGUGCAUCACCCCAUCAACCAUACCGGUAUUUUCGUCUCAAAAUUAUUUCUUUCUAAAUUCGUCUAAAAUUUUGAUCCUUUGAUGUUGUUUGUCUGGAAAAUUAAGGGGUGUCCUUUGUGGCACCCAUCUUUCAAAAUUCAUUUUGGCACCUUUUGGUUUAAAUCAACUGCGUGAGUCAGUGACUUGCGCCGAAUAUUUAUAAAAUCGUUUUCGUUCCUCUUUUUUGCUUUUAUGAAAUUCAAAAUUAAUCCAACAGUUUUCUUUUGAUAUAACGUUCGAAAUUUCUCGCUAAAUUCCAAAUUUUUAUGCCUCGACACUGAAAAUUUCUUUCCGACUUUGUGUUGUCUAAAUUCCGUUUGGCAAAUAUUCGUUUCUAAAUUGUCUUCAGCUGAGAAGGGUGGUUUUCUUCACCUUCCAUGUCAAGGGACAUUUUUUGGCCUGAUCGGAUGCAGUUUUGAUCACAUCUUGAUCCAAAGACGCAUUGCUGUCCUUGAAUUCAGACGUGCUUCGGAACCCAUCUUGCGAGGUAAAAUUUGCCCCUGGUCAUUGACAGUGUUGAAAUCUUUCUGCAGCGAAGUCACGAGGUAGAGCCAUUUCAAUGUCUAGUUUUUAGAAUUUUUAAAAAUCUUUUGGGUGUUUUCUUUCGGUACUUUUAAUCAAAAUUCCAAAUUUGCAUUCCCUAGUCAAUCGGGUUCUAAAUUUUGUUCCCAAUAUUAGGAGUCAAAAAUAGUUUUUAAUACUUUGUGUAAAUGUUAAAUUUGUGUGAAAGGAUGUAUAAAUAUUUAAAUUGUGAGAAUGAUAAGUAAUUUAUAAUUUAGAUACCAAGUGUGAAAUUAGCUAAUUUCCCAUCUUACUCUUGCGCGCAUUAGUACUCCAUUGUUGCAUAUCUGCAAUAGAACUGAAAUUUUUGUGAUGUUUUUAGAUAUAACCUAGAUAAGAAAUUGUGUACAGUUUAGUCAACCUCUUUAUCUUAAAAUUGCUGUGCUGUUAGAAGGUUUACAAUUUGUGCAUUAUCAUGCAUGUAAUGCCGUCCCGAGGUCUGAAAGCUGAAGCCAACAGUACCUGUCUGUGUGCUCAUUUGAGAGAGCAGAGAGUGAAGACGAAAAGAUUCCUCGUCUCAAGGAGAAUAAAAUCAACUCCAUUUCAAGUGAAAA